Molecule: messenger RNA, 1670 nt
Organism: Puccinia graminis f. sp. tritici CRL 75-36-700-3
Lineage: Eukaryota; Fungi; Basidiomycota; Pucciniomycetes; Pucciniales; Pucciniaceae
Exons: 5
Coding region: 286-1083 (265 amino acids)
Source: RefSeq, a predicted model, not a curated record
AUCGAUGGGAAUUCUAUACCACAGCUGGCUUGAUGAAGAAAAGAGAAAAAAAAACUAACAUGACCUGUUCCACCCGUGUUUGGAUAUCAAUGCAGAUCAACGCCUGUGCCAAGUGUGUCUUGCGCACUGUUUAAAUAGUACUCGUUGAAACCAUAGCGAAGCUUGCAACAUGAGCUCACGACGCUUCAAACGAGGCUUCUUUUCGAUACCAAAGUAUAACCUCUAAUAGCACUUCUUUCAUUUCGAUAUUCCUCCAAUAUAUUCACUUACACCCUCAAGCCCAGGAUGGCAACAUUGGUCAGGCUAAUCGCCAUUAUUCUCUUGUUUCAGUCAGGGUGGGCUUUGACAGUUGUGACAGGAGAGGGCUAUGCCACGUCCGCCUUUGUUGAAAGCUAUUUUAAGCACACUAGCCGCAUCUUCCACAAUUUCGCUCAAAGUUCUCGAGCGAAAAUUCUUCCUAAGGUUUUAGGCGAAGGAUUUACUGGUUCAACUAGGACGAUGUGCACUAGGUGGCAGAGUGGCGCUUGGAGCUUGAUCUCUAAAACCAUCGCAACUUUUCAAGAUCACUUUAACAGAAGAGGGAAACAAAUCAACAAAGACCCGCAUCUACAUCUUGGCUUUCGUGCAACCAGUCAUUGGCCCAUAUCGAAGGACAACACCUCGACCGAGCUUAUGAUGAAAUCUUAUCAUACCCAAGACUCUGAGUUAUUGGCGCAGAUUGUGGAGCCAUCACCCGCUAGAGCUGUUAUCAACUACCCUGCUGAGACAUUUGUAGUCAUUCCGCCCAACACACUUUUCUCGCAGGUAUCUUCUGUGAACUCCUUGCUAGCGUCUCAAUCUACUUCCAAGACCUCGACGCCAUUUGUUCCACUGGUUCCGCACAUCAUGAAGAGCCUUUCAUUUUCAUCAACGCACCAUGCGACAAAAAAAAUCUCGAGGGAUAUUGCCAACGCAAGUAUCAAUCUUAACGCCUCAUCCUCACGCUCAGACAAGCGCUUGGUCUACAGACGUCCGGCGGGAUCCCCAAUGGCAAUGUCAGCUAUCCCCUUGCAAAGAGGUCGCAUGGCAGCCUGGAAGUUUUAAAGAAGCGUGUCGAACUUGCGAUAUUGAAACGCACAAUUCUCUGAAGCAACAAACCGACGGUUGCCUGCGCCUGCAACAUGUGGACAACUUCCUUGAAUUUACCUACUCGGAAAUCGAUGCCCCUUCGUUUGGACCAGAUAAGCGACAGCAUUGCGCACGGAACGCGAAGUAACAGAAGAUCGUUUGUCGAUUUAACAAACGUCGCAGUAAAUAAACACUUUUAUUUUCGAAGAUCAACACUAUAUCAUUUUACCAAAUUGAACCGAUACACCCAAUAUUUGAGUUCUCUCCAUAAUAAAGACAUUCAUUAUAUUUACAUGUACAAAGCAAAUACCUUCCCCACGCACACACGAACGGCGGGUUUUACGAAUCCCCAGGCUUUGACCAGUAUCGCUUAUCUGGAGCAGAAUAAUGCUGCAAUUGUGAUCUUGACGGCCUCCUCAACGCUUAAUGUGUGCCCUUUUUUAUGUGAUGUUACUGCAUACGUAAUUUAAUCCUUUCAGUUUCUUGCAUUUACAACGUGUGGUCAUAUUAGAUCCCCAUUCCUCAAGUGUAAGGUUCCCCAAAACCUGGCUUUAAUUGGAUGU